This is a messenger RNA of Mesitornis unicolor (brown roatelo), 934 nucleotides long. RefSeq names its product TNFRSF1A-associated via death domain (gene TRADD). Gene Ontology annotation, biological process: extrinsic apoptotic signaling pathway; positive regulation of canonical NF-kappaB signal transduction. The transcript is spliced from 4 exons. The record is from RefSeq and is a predicted model, not a curated record. Lineage: Eukaryota; Metazoa; Chordata; Aves; Mesitornithiformes; Mesitornithidae. Gene Ontology annotation, molecular function: transmembrane receptor protein tyrosine kinase adaptor activity. Gene Ontology annotation, cellular component: tumor necrosis factor receptor superfamily complex. The annotation marks the transcript as partial.
GGUGCUGAAGAUGGAGGGGGCAGGUGGCUCCCCUCCUUGGAUCGGCAGCGCUUACCUCUUCCUCCAGUCCACAUGCAAGGCUAUCGUCCUGCCGUCUCUCUACGAAAGCUCCCAGAAGAAACCCAGUGUGUUCAAGGCGCUGAAGCUGGCAUUAGCAGACUCCACCGGCAGCAUGAACGGUGUGGACAUGCUCAAAGUGCACUGCAGCCACCCGCACCUCAUCGUCCAGCUCAAGUUCUGCAAGCAGGAGAACUGCCGCCGGUUCCUGCAGAGUUACCGGGAAGGAGCGCUCCAGAGGUCUCUGCAGAACAACCUCCAGCUCUCCUUGUCCAUGACCACGGUGCCUCUUGAAAUGGAGCUGAAGGCUGGCAAUGAGCACCUGGACAACAUGCUGAAGGAUGAGGAUCGCUGCCUGGAGUGCAUCUACAGAGAAAAGCCUGACCGCCUGCGGGACGAGGAAAUCACAGAGCUGGAGGAAGGCCUCAGGAGCCUGAUUGUUCACCAGAGCAUCAACGAUCCGCCUGACAAAGACGGCGCACCUAUGAACCCUCCAUCUCUACCUUCCCCUUCUCAAGGCAGCUCCCUUUCCUCACAAGUCACCUUCAUCUUUCAGGGACAACGGUUUGCCAACAGACUGCUCACACGAGACGACCACCAGAAGUUUGCCAAGCUCGUGUCCAAGAAAUGGAAGCAAGUGGGUCGCUCUUUGCAGAAGAGCUGCCGGGCCCUGCGUGAUCCUGUCAUUGAUAACCUGGCCCUCGAAUAUGACCGAGAAGGACUCUAUGAACAAGCCUAUCAGCUGCUUCUCAGAUUUAUCGAGUCAGAGGGGAAGAAUGCCACAAUAGCACGGCUGAUCGCAGCCCUGGAAGAAAAUGGUCUCAUCAGCUUGUCUGAAGAGCUCUUGGGCCUCCGUUUCACUGAGAACUUCUCCUAG